Molecule: messenger RNA, 1154 nt
Organism: Hordeum vulgare subsp. vulgare (domesticated barley)
Lineage: Eukaryota; Viridiplantae; Streptophyta; Magnoliopsida; Poales; Poaceae
Product: B3-hordein-like
Exons: 2
Coding region: 45-980 (311 amino acids)
Molecular function (GO): nutrient reservoir activity
Source: RefSeq, a predicted model, not a curated record
CACAAGCAUCAAAACCAAGCAACACUAGUUAAUACCAAUACACCAUGAAGACCUUCCUCAUCUUUGCACUCCUCGCCAUUGUGGCAACAAGUACCAUUGCGCAGCAACAACCAUACCCACAACAACCACAACCAUUUCCACAACAACCCAUCCCACAACAACCACAACCAUACCCACAACAACCACAACCAUUUCUACAACAGCCGAGACCACAACAACCACAACCAUACCCACAACAACCACAACCAUUUUCACAACAGCCCAUCCCAAAACAACCACAACCAUACCCACAACAACCACAACCAUUUCCACAACAACCCAUCCCACAACAACCACAACCAUACCCACAACAACCACAACCAUUUCCGCAACAACCACCAUUUUGGCAACAACAACCAAUUCUAUCGAAGCAACAACCAUGUACACCACAACAACCACCACUCCCACAAGGACAACAAGAUCAAAUGCUUGUGCAAGUACAAAUACCAUUUGUUCAUCCAUCUAUUUUGCAGCAGCUAAACCCAUGCAAGGUAUUCCUCCAGCAGCAGUGCAGCCCUGUGGCAAUGCCACAACGUAUUGCAAGGUCGCAAAUGUUGCAGCAGAGCAGUUGCCAUGUGUUGCAGCAACAAUGUUGCCAACAACUGCCGCAAAUCCCCGAACAAUUCCGCCAUGAGGCAGUCCGUGCAAUCGUCUACUCUAUCAUCCUGCAAGAACAACCCCAACAAUUGGUCCAAGGUGUCUCCCAACCCCAACAACAGUCGCAGCUACAGCAAGUCGGACAAUGUUCUUUCCAACAACCUCAACCACAACAGGGUAAACAACAGCAAGUGCCACAGAGUGUUUUCUUGCAGCCACACCAGCUAGCUCAGCUUGAGGCGACGGCUUCCAUUGCGCUGCGUACCCUACCAAUGAUGUGCAGUGUUAAUCUGCCGUUGUACCGCAUACUUCCAUUCGGCAUUGACACGAGAGUUGGUGUCUAAUGAUAAGAAAACGUCUCUAUAAAUAUAUAGUUGAAUCACCGUUGUUUAAUCGAGGUAUAUGUCGAUGUAGAGGUGACAAAUAAAGUGUGACACAACCUUAUGUGUGACCGACCCAGACUUGAUGUUUAAAUUCUGGAAUAAAAUAUAAAUAAAGUUUUAACUAGACAAUAUUCA